UACUUAAAGCGAUAGGAUCCCCAUGAGAAGUGGCUUCUAACAUGGGUGACGACUUCCUCAAUUCAUCUCUGUGUAUCUGGUUAACACGGACAUUUGAGCAGCUCCAGCCACCCACCAACCUCUUCCACUUGUCAGAUGGAGAAUUCCUCAACAAAAUCAUGGCAAAUAUAUCUCCAGCAAGAUUCACCAUGUCCCGGAUAAAUAAAGAUGUUGGAGAUGAUCCUAAACAACGAAUCGAAAACCUCAACUCCCUCCUGAAAAAUCUCAUAUUUUAUUACGAAGAGAUAUUAAACAGUAUUUUGAUCUCAAAACUACCAGAUGUACGGUUGGUCGGUUCUCAGCCUCAAUCAUAUUUGACGGUAGUGGAACUGGAGAAGCUGUUUACGCUUAUCCUAGGAGUCGCAUUCCAGUGUGAUAACAAGAACAUGUACAUAGAGCGGGUACAGCACCUUCCUGAGGUGGUCCAGAAGGAACUGAUGACCAAGCUGCAGGAGCUCACAGAAACGAACGAUGUGGUCAUGUCAAGCUAUAUUGAACCGGAAUCUCUUCAAAAGCCUGAAGUGGACGGGCUAUGUCACGUGAUGUUGACGUCACUACAAAACGUGGUUCUGGAGAGGAACGAGAUACACGAGAAAUAUAUUCGAGUUGCUAACGAAAGAGACGAUUACCUCGCUCAACAGAGCAACAGAAGCGGCCGGAGAAGCACAAUCAGUCUGAACGAGUCGUUUACAGACUCACGUGAUAGCUCCAGACCCAAUACUCCGGCUUACAACACUGAGAUAGCAGAACUCCGAGCUAAACUACUCAAAUAUGAGGAUGAAAUCGAAACCAAGACUGAUCUCAUCACCCGACUGAAGGAGGAAAGUGCUGCAACUAAUGAACAAAUAUCACGUCUAAAAAAUGAGUAUCGGACUCUGUACGAUGAUGCUCAAGCUGCUAGAAUUUACAGAGACGAGAUAGACUCUCUGAGAACUAAGGCCGAGAAGUUGGAUAAAUACGAAGCGGAUAUCGCCAAAUACCGAGAUAAGCUAGAGGAUAUGGAGUAUCUAAAGAACAGAGUCAAGGAACUGAAGAAUCACAACGAUCAGCUCAUGGAAAUGAACGAGCUGCUGAAGGAGGAGCUUGUCAGUUCAGAGCAGAUCAAUAAAGCUAUGAUAGCUGAGGAAGAAAAGAACAUAAAAUUACGCGCAAUGUUAGAAGAACUCAGUGCACAAAAGGAGUACGGUGAUAGGGUUAUACAGGACAUGACCAAUAAGAAGAAACAGGUCGAACUUGAACUCAAACACAGUGCCAAUAUGAUAUCACAAAUGCAGAAGGAAAUAGAUGAACUCACAGCAUCCAACAACGAAAUAAGAGCGGCUUCUAAAAAUUGGAAGAUGGCCAUGUUGGAACGGGACGGUGUAACUGACUCACACAAGUACGUGACAAUCGAGAAGGAACUGUCUCUCGAUGAUAACGGACAAACUCCCAUCAUCAACAGACGCCGCAGCACCGUUUGGGAAGGAAGCAAAGAUGAGUCUAUGAGCACAGAAGUACAGAACAGCAAGAUAAAGCGACUCGAAAUGGAUAACUUGCAUCUCAAAACUCAAACAGAAAACUUGAGGAAUUCUAACGCUAAGCUGCAAAUGCUGGAACAGAACACUGAAAAAGAUAAGCUUCAACUCGACACGAACAAAGCAGAGCUUGUCAGACUCCAGGAACAGAUCAAUCUCGAGAAAACAAGAGUGGAAGGUUUUCAACAGAAGCUAUCAGAAGCACAUAUCAUCUUGAAAGAGAUUGGUUACGAUACUGAAAAACUAAACGAAGUGAACGUUAUCAGCGACAGAGAGAAGUUCCUCAAGUAUGAAGAAAGGUUGAAACAAAGUCUAAAUCAUUCUCUAAAGAUGAAAGAAGAACGCAUUUCAGUUUUAGAAGAUCGAGUUAAAGAAAAUACCAACCAAAAUGACAGUCUUAGACAGGAGUUGUCAAUAAUAAAGCGGCAGAACAAGAGUUACCAGAAACAAAACAAGAGUUUACAACAGAGUCUUGACGAAAGUGUCACCAGCAUCAGCACGUCUCCAUCGCGUCGUAUAAGUAAAGGAAGCCAAUACGAACAUCACGUCUCUCUCUCCUCUACUCCAAUAAAACAGGAACAUCACGUCUCUCUCUCCUCUACUCCAAUAAAACAGAGGCUCUCCGCCUCCCUCGCCCUGACUCCCAUCAGCAAUAUCUCAUCUAUUAAAGAAAACAACGAGAAUAAGUCGCCCAACAAAUCAGAAAUCCUUGAUGUCAGCUAUGAAUCUGUGUCUCUGUCGGAGAGUAGAGCAGCGUUAGAGCUACUCAGACAGGACUGUGUAGAUCUGAAGGAGGAGAAUGAUCAGCUCUUCCUUGACAGGGAGCGAUUAGAGCAAGAAGUGCAGGAACUGCAAUUAGAACGCAAGUCUCACCUGACAGAAAUACAGAAUCUUCGAGAGAAACACAUUGACUCAAAGAGCGAUGUAUCAGACCUAGAUCGUGAGAAUAAGAAGAAGUCCAUGAAGUUGGAAGAGUUCGAGAUAGCGUGCACUGCUUUGGAGGACAUGAACGAGAAACUGAAGAGGGCGUGCGAGGAGCUGGAGAAUGAGAAGAAUUACAUGAAUGCACAGUGUAAUAAGCUACUCAUACAGAAUCAAGAACUAUUGAUAAAAACUAUUGAGGACCAGGAGAAGAAUAGAGAAGAGACAAGGGUCUUUCAGGAUCAGAUUAUGAGUAUGAAACAAGACAACCAGGCAUUAGCGAUGAGUAUCGCUCUUAAAUCACAAACUUCUGAGAGCUCUAAAAAGAAACCAUUCUACAAAGCCCUGUUCAAAUCGAAGAAAGCAAAAACGAAAGAAGAGAUGGCAGGUGGUACCCCCAAUAUAGACGAGUAUAUAGAGCAGCUGAGUCUAGAUAGCGCUGAAAGACUGACUCCUCCUGAAUACGAUAGCAAUGGAUAUUUCCUUCGCGAAACAUUCCUCGACUCAGAUAACAGCUCCAGAACUAUGUCCGGUGACGGUCGUCUGGAGUUGGGCAGUGUGAACUCUCUGGGAAGAAUACCUGACACAUCUCACAUCAGUUCCUCUUCCGCUUCCGGCUUUAAAUCUGCGGGAAUCAGUAGAACACUUUCAACGGACAGCGAGAGGAGGACACAAUCCGCCGACAGAGACCUAACUCCAAAGAGGCACGGUAGUCUCCGCCUGAAAAACAAAAGCGAAUCUUUCGAUCUCACCCCCAGGGUGGAAGCAAGGAGCAUGGCACGGCCCCUUCCCCCGGGUACUCACGGGACGCCAGAUCACCGGUCCGAACUCCGAGCAGAUCACCGACCACCCCCGAGCAUGUUAGGUACCUCAUCGAGCCUCAGCGCACAGUCGUUAUUAAACUCCACGACCGCAAAUCGAGCACAUGAGGUGUUAUCAGACCCACCAAGUGCAUUUCGGCAAUACAACAACAAUCCUGCAGCUGCACCAACCCUGCCGCCGCGCAACCACCGCCACCACGACAUGUCGUCACGACACCACGACAUGUCGUCACGACACCACGACACCUCCUCUACCUCAUCCAGACAACAACUACAAGACUCUAGCAACUACUGCUCAGACUCGGAGUUUAGGCCGAGGUCGUCAGCUAGUUCCGUUUCGGAGGGUUACUCGCAGCGGGGAAUUCACGAUGAGGAUCCCAGGAACAGCUCGUACUAUGAGUACGGGUGUGUUUGAGCAGAUCACGUGUGAGGAUCGCGUGUCAUCAGAUUGAGGUAUCGGGGACUCUCAUCCAUUUUUUAAUUUAGCUUCAAGAAGUUGUUGUGGGGAAAUUGUGGUUGGCAUUUUUGAAGUGCCGUGUUACGAUUUUGAGGAGUCAUCAACAAUAAAGUAUUAUUUUUGGGCUGUCUCUGUAUAAAGUUACGAUAACAUAUAGUGACUACAUCUUGUAGUCCUAGGCUGUUUCUUUUUUAUCCAUUUUUAUCUGUUACAAGCUUUAAAUAAUCGUAAAUAGAAUUGGCCGCUUACUGCAACUGUUUUUAGUCCUUUUUUCUCUAUAAUUUAGGGAUUAGAUUUUGGAAUAGAACGUUGCAAACUUGACAACUAUGGGCUUGUCAACAUAUUCUAGAGAUUAGGGCACGGAACUUUUUAUUGUAUAAUGAGUUCAAAUGUGUUAAAAUUUGACGCCAUUAAUUUUUACAAUCUUAUCGAGAAUGAGAAUAGUUUGAAUUUUCUUGUGCCCUGGUUUGAUGGUUUAUGUGCUUGUAUUGAAUUUGACAUGACUUGUUAAGUUUUAAUUUAUAUUCGUGAAGGCUGUGAUUUGUAAUGAUAGCCAUUGAAGUUAGAUGAACGAUGACCAUAUAACUGAAAACACCUUUAUGAUAGAAAGAACGAUAAAAUUACAAGAAAGUUAAUUCUUGCGAUAUUUAAGACCAUACAUUACAAUUUUAAAGUUUAUCGGCAUCUUGCCUUUUAUUUAACUCCAUUUUGAGAUGCAACUCAUUUUUCAUAUUUCAGAAGUGCUGUGCUGAAAACACACAAGGAAUCGCAAAUUUAAAUAUUAUUUCGAUGUAUUUGUGGACGCUAAAUAUUGAAUUAUAAAAAUACAUUUGCUGGAAGAUGGGCAUUCCGGAAUUUAUUUAUAGUCAAAAA
Bolinopsis microptera is the source of this 4625-nucleotide messenger RNA. Its product is annotated as girdin-like. Gene Ontology annotation, cellular component: cytoplasm; centrosome. Gene Ontology annotation, biological process: cytoskeleton-dependent intracellular transport; cytoplasmic microtubule organization. Gene Ontology annotation, molecular function: microtubule binding; dynein light intermediate chain binding. The transcript is spliced from 33 exons. The coding region runs from base 42 to 3710 and encodes 1222 amino acids. Lineage: Eukaryota; Metazoa; Ctenophora; Tentaculata; Lobata; Bolinopsidae. The record is from RefSeq and is a predicted model, not a curated record.